AUGGUGCAUGUAUGGGUGGCGAAGGCAAACUCUCGCAGUAUCAUCUGCAAUCUAGAACAGAUGCGCAUUCGCAGGCAGUUGUUUUCACGAGAAAGCUCUUGCCAAUCCAAGAAUCAGGCACCACGAAUGGAGCAUGCGAUUUUCCGCGGCGGUAAUGAGAUCAGAUAUUUCCAAGUCCUCUCUACGGAAGAGGAGACAUGA
Molecule: messenger RNA, 201 nt
Organism: Heterobasidion irregulare TC 32-1
Lineage: Eukaryota; Fungi; Basidiomycota; Agaricomycetes; Russulales; Bondarzewiaceae
Exons: 2
Coding region: 1-201 (66 amino acids)
Source: RefSeq, a predicted model, not a curated record